Messenger RNA from Ectocarpus sp. CCAP 1310/34, 2244 nucleotides. The record is from the annotation of a GenBank genome assembly. NCBI's taxonomy places the organism in Eukaryota, Phaeophyceae, Ectocarpales, Ectocarpaceae.
CUGAGAACACGAACCGAGCCGCCCGGAGCAGCUGCGCCCACACCCAUGCGUGCCUCGUAGGAUUCAAAAUCAUAAGCGAAACUGUUGAGAAUCAUGUCGACCCAAUGCUUUCGGGACGCAAGAAGUUUCGCAACCGGAAACGCAUCUGCAGGCGCUUCUAAGAGAGUCACCGCGACUUCAGGAGCGUCCGAGUUGAUAAACGACGGCGUCGUCGCUACGUCGUCAGUUAUACUCAUCGGCUCCUUCUUUUGGGUGCCGGCAUAUCUCUACCACUUGUGGAGAAACAAGUGCAAGACUCGGCGGCGAAAAGCUCUGUUCCUGGCCUGUCUAGUGGCGUUCCUGGCGGGGCCAAUGCCGGUGACUCGAAGAAUUACGAGGCUAUCGGUGUGGAACAGGGUCUGGAGAUACUUUUCCGGCAGUUUGGUGGGAGAGAUGGACGCUUGCAGAGGGAAGCAAUCGCUAUUUUGUCUCGUCCCUCAUGGAGUGUUUCCGUUUGGCGUCGCCCUCGCCUCUCUCGGGAGGGCAAACGAAACCGUCUUCAACGCCGCCAAGCCGGUUUGCGCUUCAAUUAUGCUGCGGACACCGAUCAUCGGGAAUAUUCUCCGCAUGAUUGGCGCCGUGGGAGCCUCUAGAGACACGAUGGACGACGCGCUAAAGCAAGGGCACUCGCUCAGUUUGGCGCCAGGUGGGAUCGGCGAGAUGUUCUUAGACGGAGAAGCGGGAAAAGAGUUUGCGCUCCUCAGGGGGCACAAGGGAUUCGUCCGAAGAGCGAUGGCGAAUGGAGUGCCUCUAGUCCCUGUUUACGUUUUUGGCAACUCCCAGACUUUCAAGCGUGUGCCUCUACCGGCUGCCCUAGAGAGCCUUUCGCGACUGCUAAAAGCGUCGCUAGUUCUAUUCUGGGGGAGAUGGGGCCUGCCAAUUCCGUUCAAGGUGCCAUUGACAUUUGCCUUCGGGGAGACAUUGGACAUCGAAAAGAACUUGUCGCCGUCAGAUGAGCAGGUGGACGCGGUUCAUGCUCGUUUCUGUGAAGCCCUGGCGGACGUGUUUGACCGAUACAAGGGAGCUUACGGCUGGGGUGAUACAAAAUUAGAACUUCGAUGACACGUGAACUCACCCACACCAAUGAGUUGUGUCUCUCUUUGUAAUAAGAGUAUACGGUGGUUGGGGCGGCACGAAGUCGCAGCUGCUGGUGCAACAAUCGUCUGUAGGCUUGUUCGUGGUACGAACAGCUGUAGAUAUCAAUCGCAUGUGGCCACGCCCCACCCAGGCAAACACUGAGAUGACAUUUGUGGACGAUAAGCACUUGCAGUUGGGGAAAAUUAAACCACAGCGGAAGUAGGUAUCCAUAGAGGCGAGAUGGACACGUGUAAUUUUGAGACCCGGAGGUGUUAGAGAUGUAGACAUCGCGCACUUCGUUUGGAGAAUGCGGCCAGCUCACGUUGCACGUGAUCUUAGGCUCGUUGUUAAAGCAACGGAAAAGUCGUGCAAUUUUCCACGGAACAGUGAAAAGAAACGACUUUUUUUCGCUUGUUUUAUUCGUGAUGUCAUCGCAAAAAGUACAUAUCCUUCCCUGAAUACACGCGUUGCUCGGCACACAACAGGUUGACUUGGUGUUGCUCACCAUAGAGUACCGGUAAAAGCGCGAUGAGCAGCACCCGACACAGAGCACAAAACACUUAGAAAGAUCCUAUCCACCCGGCCUGCUGUUUUCAAUUAUCAGUAUCAACAGGCGCAGGGCAGAGUGUCGCGACCUGGGUGUUGCUUGCGAUUCUUCAGUUUGCCAGCUUAUUUUUCACGGUUGCGACUCCCAUCUUGGACCACCACCUGCCCAAAGGUAGACAAGCUCAACAAUCAUCGGGCGGCAGCCGCGCUGACGGCCAGCAUCAUAUAGAUGGCCAAUCCGAAAGAAAUAGCGUGUCGGAGGCCCUGUUGCUCUUCUGCUGCGUGGUGCCGUGGAUUAAUGUUGACGUGUCCGACCACAAACAGAUCAUCUCGCCGCAUUUUUUCCAACGGCAUUUUGGUGAGGUGGCACACGUCUCUCACACACCUUACUGAGCAGCACCCAAGUACCCAAUACCCACGAAGCAGCACGGUGCCGGGAAAUGGUAUCAUAUAGACGGUCGAACCGAAGGAAUCAGCGCGUUGGAGGUCUUGGUGCUGCUGCUGUACUCGUUCUACUCUGUUUCCGUGUUUGCCAUGUAUGUGUGACUGAAAAUAAUUCCUCAGCACCAACAGCAGCAGUUG